Messenger RNA from Cadophora gregata, 513 nucleotides. RefSeq lists its product as uncharacterized. The coding region runs from base 1 to 513 and encodes 170 amino acids. Lineage: Eukaryota; Fungi; Ascomycota; Leotiomycetes; Helotiales; Ploettnerulaceae. The transcript is spliced from 3 exons. The record is from RefSeq and is a predicted model, not a curated record.
AUGAUUCCCACGGUACCAGAUACUCCUCCUGAUAGCCCAAACUUCCCCCCAACAGUGCAACUGGCCGCGAUGUCGGUCUCGGGAAACAAUGAAAACGAUAAGCCAGCUGGUGCUCCUAGCAUAGAGGUCUCUGGUGACUCUGCAGGUACCCCACGCAAGCAUCGACCUUCUCCCCUUCACGUCCAAUCCGAAGCUGAGAAGUUUCCCUGUUUUCUCCCAGCCCCAAAACCAGUCCCCAAAUCCAAGAGUCUCACGGAAGCCGAGAUCAAAUCCGAAGUCCUCAACGACACUCAAGUCGCCGCGAUCGCCACACAACUCCAAUACGAUGCACCACCCUUGUCCCUCGAGGAAGCUCGUCAACGCCGAGAAUCGAUCAAAGAUGAGCGGAAGAAGUCAAUAGAUUUCAUUCGUCGUCGUACAAUGUCCCGUGCAAGUACCCUUGGCCGGCCGAACCUAGAGGCGUUGAAUGAGCCGAAGUUUGACCAGGUUGCUGAGGGUGAGAAGAAGGAGUAG